AUGACUUCAACCAGAGCCUUGGCCAAAAUAGCAGUCAUUUUAUAUGCCAUCUGUUUCUUCAUAAAUGCUGAUGGAAAAGCUGUCAGGAAGAGGUCUGUAAGUGAAAUGCAGAUUAUGCACAAUUUGGGGGAGCACUUGCAUUCUGCAAACAGGCAAAACUGGCUCAUUGAGAGACUGCAGACCGUGCACCAUGCUCCUCAAGUCGCUGAAGAAACAGCUGUGGAUGCUAAGCCCCGGGAGGUCAGAAGCUGGAGACUGCUUCCUGAUCAUCUGCAGGCAAAGAUGCAGAAGAAACCAAAGGAUUGGAACAAAGGUUACAGGGACAGCACGUUCAAAACAAAAUCACAGUAA
This is a messenger RNA of Sceloporus undulatus (fence lizard), 351 nucleotides long. RefSeq names its product parathyroid hormone (gene PTH). The coding region runs from base 1 to 351 and encodes 116 amino acids. Gene Ontology annotation, biological process: cell-cell signaling; intracellular calcium ion homeostasis. Gene Ontology annotation, cellular component: extracellular region. The transcript has 2 exons. NCBI's taxonomy places the organism in Eukaryota, Metazoa, Chordata, Lepidosauria, Squamata, Phrynosomatidae. The record is from RefSeq and is a predicted model, not a curated record. Gene Ontology annotation, molecular function: hormone activity; parathyroid hormone receptor binding.